Messenger RNA from Protobothrops mucrosquamatus (brown spotted pit viper), 1032 nucleotides. It is a transcript of the gene RPF2, whose product is annotated as ribosome production factor 2 homolog. Gene Ontology annotation, cellular component: nucleolus. Gene Ontology annotation, molecular function: rRNA binding. The coding region runs from base 34 to 951 and encodes 305 amino acids. The record is from RefSeq and is a predicted model, not a curated record. Gene Ontology annotation, biological process: ribosomal large subunit assembly; maturation of LSU-rRNA from tricistronic rRNA transcript (SSU-rRNA, 5.8S rRNA, LSU-rRNA). The transcript has 10 exons. Lineage: Eukaryota; Metazoa; Chordata; Lepidosauria; Squamata; Viperidae.
CGUGGGUGCAGUUCACUAGCCUCUACCGCGAAGAUGGAGGCUUUAGAUCGCGUGGUAAAACCUAAAACAAAGAGAGCCAAGAGAUUUCUUGAAAAAAGAGAGCCUAAACUGACAGAAAACACCAAAAAUGCAAUGCUCAUAAAAGGAGGAAAUGCAAGUUUAACAGUGACAGAAGUACUCAAAAAUAUUUAUGCCCUGAAAAAGCCCUUUGCUGUCCUAUAUAAAAAAAAGAAUAUUACAAGGCCCUUUGAAGACCAGUCCUCUCUGGAAUUUUUUUCCAAGAAGUCUGAUUGUUCUUUGUUCCUGUUUGGAUCUCACAGUAAGAAGAGGCCUAAUAAUCUGAUCGUAGGUCGUAUAUAUGACUAUCAUGUUCUGGAUAUGAUUGAACUGGGCAUUGAGAAGUUUGUUGCCCUCAGAGAUAUUAAGAACAGCAAGUGUCCAGAGGGAACAAAGCCCAUGCUGAUAUUUGCAGGAGAUGCUUUUGACCUUGAUGAAGAACAUAGAAGGUUAAAAAGCCUUCUGAUUGAUUUUUUCAGAGGUCCUGUUGUACCCAGCGUUCGUCUGGCCGGCUUAGAACAUGUUCUGCAUUUCACAGCAGUGGAUGAAAAGGUCUAUAUGAGAAGUUACAAGGUGUUAUUGAAAAAGUCUGGUUGUAAAAUUCCAAGGAUUGAACUUGAAGAUAUGGGACCUUCAUUAGAUUUGGUGAUAAGGAGAACACAUUUGGCAUCAGACGAUCUUUAUAAGCUAUCACUAAAGCAACCUAAAGCUCUCAAGCCAAAGAAGAAGAAGAAUGUCUCUCAUGAUGUCUUUGGGACAAAAUAUGGGCGGAUUCACAUGCAGAAACAGGACCUGGAUAAACUACAGACUAGAAAAAUGAAAGGUUUAAAGAAAAGACGGUCUGAAAAGAAAACUGAAGGUGGAGGGGAUCCAAAGAAAGUAAAGUUGGAAUGAGAAGUUUAGACUGGAAUGAGCAUUUGAAUUUGGGUCCUAUCAGUGAAAUGCCAUAUAAACCUAAAUCUUACUUCAAGUAAA